Messenger RNA from Linum tenue, 1457 nucleotides. NCBI's taxonomy places the organism in Eukaryota, Viridiplantae, Streptophyta, Magnoliopsida, Malpighiales, Linaceae. The record is from the annotation of a GenBank genome assembly.
GGUGGCUUUCUGCAAUAUCCACUGUGUAUAGUUUACUACCCUAAAAGCGAGACGGGAGCAAUCGCAGCCUCACAAACGUCGAUUCACAGACUUGCCCUUUGUCCCCCCAAGUUGAAAGCGAAGAAGUGAAAUGGCGGCUGCUACAACAACCACGACGGCUGCUAGAGUAACGGCGUUCGCCGGAGGAGUGUUGCGGUAUCCCCGGUCUAUACCCUCCCCGGCUUCCUAUUUCCUGAAGCCGUUCUCCGCUAGCUCCUGCGCUCUGCGUCUCAGCAGCCGGGCACUGUCUUCGCCGUCAGCCAAGGGGCGGCGAUUCUAUACUUGCAGAGCUAUCUACAAUCCCGAGGUCCAAAUCAAAGGCGAAGGCCAACCGGAGACUCUCGAUUACCGUGUAUUCUUCGUGGAUCACUCCGGCAAAAAGGUUUCGCCGUGGCACGACGUGCCGCUUCAAUUGGGCGAUGGAGUUUACAACUUCAUUGUGGAGAUUCCCAAAGAAAGCAGUGCCAAAAUGGAGGUGGCGACCGACGAGCCAUUCACUCCGAUCAAGCAAGAUACGAAGAAAGGGAAGCUUCGUUACUAUCCAUACAACAUAAAUUGGAAUUAUGGGCUGCUUCCUCAAACUUGGGAGGACCCUUCAUUUGCAAACAAUGAAGUUGAUGGUGCUUUUGGGGAUAACGAUCCAGUUGAUGUGGUUGAGAUAGGAGAGAGGCGAGGAGAGAUUGGUGAAAUUCUUAAGAUCAAGCCACUGGGUGCUUUGGCCAUGAUUGAUGAAGGCGAGCUUGAUUGGAAAAUAGUUGCUAUUUCUUUAGACGACCCAAAAGCUGCACUUGUGAAUGAUGUUGACGACGUCGAGAAACAUUUUCCGGGGACUCUUACUGCAAUCAGGGACUGGUUCAGGGAUUAUAAAAUUCCUGAUGGCAAACCUGCAAAUAAGUUUGGUCUUGGAAACAAGGCAGCAAAUAAGGACUAUGCACUCAAAGUGAUCAAAGAGACCAAUGAAUCUUGGGCGAAGCUUGUUAAGAGAUCCAUUCCGGCAAAUGAUCUUUCCCUCGUGUAGUCUGAAGCGCAGAUGAAAGAAUAAACAUUUCAGUUGGCUCUGUCGUCACCAAAUUGCACAUCUUACAUUGUUUUGCAUCUGCAUAUUAGUUGUGUCUUUUUCCUUUGGCGUUGGCCCCUAAGUUAAGUAUUGACUUGCGGCUCGUAAGUAAUAAUGAUAUAUCUUAUGUAUAUCACCAUUUCUUUAUCAUUGAAGAGCUGCUUCUGUUUCGUUUUUUUUUUUUUUUUAAGAGCCACCUUUACGUAUUGUCAUGCUUGGUUGUUUCCUACUAUUAGAAUUGUAGUAGAAACAGGCUCUCGGCUGCCAGGUCGACUCAUUUCGGCUUAAUAACCGCGAGAAUCGGACUGCUCGGUCGGCAAGCGGUCAGAAUGAUUAACUGUCUGAACUACCCCAAAGGAUG